This is a messenger RNA of Pungitius pungitius (ninespine stickleback), 1524 nucleotides long. It is a transcript of the gene irf1b, whose product is annotated as interferon regulatory factor 1b. Gene Ontology annotation, cellular component: nucleus. The record is from RefSeq and is a predicted model, not a curated record. Bases 141 to 1019 code for a protein of 292 amino acids. Lineage: Eukaryota; Metazoa; Chordata; Actinopteri; Perciformes; Gasterosteidae. The transcript is spliced from 10 exons. Gene Ontology annotation, molecular function: DNA-binding transcription factor activity, RNA polymerase II-specific; RNA polymerase II cis-regulatory region sequence-specific DNA binding. Gene Ontology annotation, biological process: immune system process; regulation of transcription by RNA polymerase II.
ACGAGUCAGCGCGCACUUCUGAUCGAGACCCGUCUCCAGACCAGGAGAAGCUCCUCCGGAACGAACCCAAAACAAGCGGAGUGUUCUUGUGCUCUUUUCCCUCUUUUACGGAUCCCAGAAACAAACUCAUUCUGUCCAACAUGCCCGUCGAGAGGAUGAGGAUGAAGCCGUGGAUCGAGAAGAAGAUCGAGUCCAACUCCAUCUCAGGCCUGAGUUGGGUGGACAGGGAUAAGAAGAUAUUCUCCAUCCCCUGGAAGCACGCCGCUCGCCACGGCUGGGAGAUGGAGAAGGACGCCGUCCUGUUCAAACAGUGGGCCAUCCACACAGGGAAACACGUGGAGGGCCAGGAGUGUGACCCCAAGACGUGGAAAGCCAACUUUCGCUGUGCGAUGAACUCGCUGCCCGACAUCGAGGAGGUGAAAGAAAAGAGCGUCCACAAAGGGCACCAAGCGGUGCGCGUGUUCCGGAUGCUGCCCGCCCGCCCCAAAUCUAGAGAUAAACGAUGCAAAGGGAAGGAGACAAAGGCCAGGAGGAAGAACUCAAGGAUCAAGAAGGAGGAGGAGGAUGACAGCGACGCCCCCACGUACGAGUCCAUGCAGCUCGCCCCGUCCACCCAGGAGAACACGGUGGACAGCACGGUGCAGACUGACAUGCUCGGUCUCCCCGUCUUGCCUCUGUCCGAAGUCCCCGACUGGAGUUGUUCGAUGGACAUCGACUCCGGCUUUACAAACAACUUCUGCCAGCGGUUCGAAGUCUCCCCCGAGCACAGCUCCGACUUUGACUACACCGAGGACAUUGUGCAGAUUUGUCAGCAACUAGAGAAAGACCCACACUGCCGGAUGGGGGGCAUGGACGGCACGGGCUUCCUGAGCAAUGAAGCAUGCACUAGUCCAGGCAGCCAUUGGAGCGAAUCGUCCUCAGUGGACGAGCUAGAGGAGACGCCGCAGUAUCUGACCCUGGGCUCGGACAUGGCGCCGGCCACGGACAACAUAUGGAGGAGCUUCUUUCAGCAGUCGUGAUGAGGGACAGGAGAGCGCUGUUUGACACUUCGGGACUUUUUCAAUCGAGCUCAUCCUGCCCCCCCCCCCCCCCCCCCCCACUGAGAGCGUGCUGUCGGUGGAGCAGUCAGAGGACUCUGGUCUUAAGUCUCUGCUGCAGAAGAGGGACUCUGUUUUUUUCCUGAUGCUUUUGGCUGGUUCAAGGCAUUUCUGAUACUGGGUUUCUCUUUGUGAUGAUUGGUUGUAUAUCAUACUCAUAUUUACCUACUGGGUGGUGUUUACCCCUCAAUACAUUACAUAAUCAGUGCGCUUAACAUGGGACAGCUAGUCAUCAUAUAAAGGAGUCCUUCACUUGGUAUCAUUCCUUUCUGUUUUUGUGUACAUAAGUUUUAGUUUAGUUCAGAAAAACGUCUUAACUUUUGAUAAAAGCUGCACUUCAGAAUCCUUCAGAAACUGAAGUCAACGUAUGUAUAUAUCGGUUUGUGUUUGUGUGUGGUUUUGUAAAAUAAAUCUAAAUGUGAACAAA